Nakaseomyces glabratus is the source of this 510-nucleotide messenger RNA. RefSeq names its product spliceosome ATPase-activating subunit SPP2 (gene SPP2). Lineage: Eukaryota; Fungi; Ascomycota; Saccharomycetes; Saccharomycetales; Saccharomycetaceae. Gene Ontology annotation, cellular component: spliceosomal complex. Gene Ontology annotation, biological process: mRNA splicing, via spliceosome. The record is from RefSeq and is a predicted model, not a curated record.
AUGUUUUCGUUGAAGCUAGGGAAGAACAAGAAGAAGAAGAAAGUACCGAAAGGUGACAGUGAACUAUUUGGCAGUGAAGCCAGUGUUGAUGAUAAAGUAUCGUUGACACAGUAUAACUAUGCUGAUGAGAGAGAGAAAGAGAAACCUAAGAAGCGGAAGAUUGAACUGGCUACCGCAGAAUCCGAAACGAUAGCUUUGAAGAGAGCAAAGAACAACAUCGGCGAUGAUUCUAUAGUUCAGGAACUCGAAGCUCUACCUGAGAAAGUGGAAGAUAAAGAAUAUGAAGAGAUGCCUGUCGAAGAAUUUGGUGCAGCUAUGCUGCGUGGUAUGGGCUGGACAGAUGAAAACGAACUCGAGGAUAGUAAGUCGCAUUCGAAAAAGCUUCCGCAUGAACAGAUACACCCAGAGGGUCUUGGGAUAGGUGCUAAGUCACAAGAAAUGUCGAAUCCUGUCUCCGUGAAGGACCUUGUCAAUGAUUUUAUGCCCGUCAAGAAAGUACCGAAACAAUAA